AUGGGCUUCAGCAGCCUUUCAUCAAGCUCUUCAAUCGGUGGCCCGCGAGACACAGAAAGUGUGGAAGGAGAGCUAGCUGCAGAACUGCACGCUCAGCCGUGGACUCGCGAGAAGCUGGAAGAAGCAAUGCCUUUCACGUGUGACAGUUCCCAACCUGCAAACUCUGUCAUUAUGGAGAAGCACAGGCGACGCGAGCCCACGGGGAGCUCAAGCCCGGAUCCCAGGCCAGGCGGCGCCGAGAUGCAGGUCUGGAGCUCAGUUCUGACUCGGUCCCUGCAUCACCUCGAUGCUCCUCCAGCGACAGCCUGCACAAUUCCCCAGGGUCACCCGAGCCCGAGGGCUGGUGAUUUGGAAACCAGUCCGGCAGGACCCGGGCCUGCUGUUGGGCGGCCGCAUUCCAGGCCUGUGCCAUCACCUGGGAAAGGGCUGCGGGCCUGCCUGGGCUCCAGGGGCGGGCGAGCCCCCAGCUGCGCACGUACAACCAAGUUCUGCCUUCGAGAAAUUCCGGUUGUGAGUCUCACGAAGCUCAGUAUCUGCGAGGCGAGGGCGCGGUCGCGACACUCCAGUCCUGGGCAGCCCUGUGCCCCGCACUGCCCACGCUGGAACCCGGAAAGGGCACCAGAAAACCGGAAAGGAAGGGCUGCCUUCCCUACAGCCAGGAAGACAGUCAGCAUCACCAAGGGCUGCCCCAUCCACCCCAGCAUAACGGAUCAGAAGUGUUCAGUCCCCUUCCCAGGAGGUAGAAGCCUGGACUCUGGUCUACAGAUGCCACUAAUUGGCUCUGCUGUCUCAGGUGCAGCUAAGAGCUCCAUCCCCAGCUGCAGAAUCCGUAGCAAGAACAACGGCCUCUGUACCUCUCCAUGCUCAUGUUACCAGAACCCACCCCACUAUGCCACAUCAAGGUCCCUCCACUGUCUUCCGCUGUCCCCAUGCCCCAGCCCCCUGGUGCCUUUUACUUCCUCUGCCUUUGCUGUGGGAGCUGAAAAGGACCGUGAGAGGACUGUCAGGACAGUAGCGUGACCAGAGUGGUGGAUUCCUCAGGCCGGGCACGCAGGGGAAGAGCAAAAGCUCGCCCUUCCCCUUCUGCAAGCUCUGCUGCUUCCUGGAUCCCAGCGGAGACAGGCAUCUCCUCCGUCCUCUUCGUCAUAAUUAUUGUCACGAGUGAAUCGACUAGAGUAGGCCUGGGAGUGGGCAGCACGGGUCUAGCUCUUGUCACAGGGCCAGCCCCCACUGUCACACAGCCACGGACUUUGCUGAAGACCAAAGUAAGAAAUGAAUGGGGGACAGGUGUAG
Fukomys damarensis (Damara mole-rat) is the source of this 1293-nucleotide messenger RNA. RefSeq lists its product as uncharacterized. The coding region runs from base 1 to 1020 and encodes 339 amino acids. NCBI's taxonomy places the organism in Eukaryota, Metazoa, Chordata, Mammalia, Rodentia, Bathyergidae. The record is from RefSeq and is a predicted model, not a curated record. The transcript is spliced from 4 exons.